Messenger RNA from Choloepus didactylus (southern two-toed sloth), 5583 nucleotides. It is a transcript of the gene CFAP74, whose product is annotated as cilia and flagella associated protein 74. The record is from RefSeq and is a predicted model, not a curated record. The transcript is spliced from 40 exons. NCBI's taxonomy places the organism in Eukaryota, Metazoa, Chordata, Mammalia, Pilosa, Megalonychidae. The coding region runs from base 315 to 5261 and encodes 1648 amino acids.
CGUUGCCAUGGAGCGCGCGCACCAAACGGCGCGGCCGCCAGUCCGUCCGCCCGGGGGGCCCGGCGCCGGCUCGGGGGGCCUUGACCGCCGCCAGGCAGAAGCGGCCGCGGCGAUAAAACCCUGUGCCGCGGGCUUUCCGGGAGCGACCGCUCUGUGGGUGCAGCUGGGGUCCCGCGGCCCUCUCCGUGGCCGCGCGCGGGGUGCGGCUUCCGCUCAGGCUCCUGCGCCGGGCUUGGCUGCGAUGCUGAACACAGUUGUUGAAACGUGGAACGAAACGCACGGGUAAAUAUCUCAAGGUGAGACUGUUGGAUCAUAUGCUGAUUUCUGCCUCCCAGAUGGAAGAAGGCACUGGCCUGUUUCCUGAGCAGGAGCUGGGUGGAAUCUCCCUCUUGGAAGACGCAGACGAAUUGAAGAGUCUGGAGUCUGAGGUUGAAGGUCUUGCUCUGGAAGCUGAGGAAGAUGCUGCCUCCGGAAGCUGCUGCCCCGUGGAGGAAGCAGAUGCGAACACUCAGGCAAGUACAAAACCGACUACUGCCACAGACAGACAUCAGACGCUCCGCCUGCAAAGGGACCUGAGCUACGUAGAUAAGGUGCAUGAAGAAAAAGACCUUUUCAUCCAGAAAACGAGAGCGGAGCUGUGUGCUUCUCGCCAGAGGGUCGAUUUCAUCAUCAGGCAGCAAGAGAACGUGGCGGCUGAGAUGGCGGUGGCGAAGGCGGCCGGCAACACGGCUGCUGCUGGCCGCCUCCAGGCAGGAUACUACCGCCUGCGCUCCGAGCUAGACAGCGAGAGGCAGCUGGAGUCGAAAAUCACCUCCGUGCUGCAGGAGAGCGAGAAUGACAUGUGGCACAUUGAGAUCGAGCAGGGGAAGCUCGAGGCCGUCCGGAAGUUCCUGCAGGAGGAGGUGGCAGCCACGGGGCAGCAUCUCCAGGCCCAGGCGGCCAAGCAGCUCUGCAGGGAGAAGGCGGUUUCCCGGAAGGUGGAGAGGAGCCGGCUGCUGCGGAUCAGGAAGGCCAUGCACGGCCAGAAGGAGCUGGGGCUGCGGCACCAGCAGCUGGUGGAGGACGCCCAGAAGAACCACAGGGUGGCCGUGAGGUUCCUGAAGGCCUCGCUGGGGAGAAUCCGAGAGCGAGAGAGGAAGGCGGAGACAGAGUCCCGUGAGCACCUGCAGAGACGCAUGGAGGCCGUGCUGGCCCUGAAGACCGACAUCACCGCCAACCGGGAGACGCUCCGGAAAUUUCAGGCGUGGGGCCAAGCCAGGGCCAGGCUGGCUGAACAGAAGGCCCAGGCUGAGAAAGAGGCGAUUCUGGCCCAGGAUGGGGAUGCGUUCAAGCACCUUUCCCAUCAGCGCCGGCGCCAGGAGCUGGAAGCCCAGAGACAAGCCUUCGAGGAGGAGCAGAAGCUGAGGCGGCUGGAGAUCGUAGCUCGGAUUUUGAAAGAAGAGGCUGAGGAGGAAAACAGGAAGAAAAAGCAGCCUCCAGCCCCAAAACCCCCAGCCCGGCUGACCCUGAGGGACAAGACUUGGGGCUACAUCUCCGACCUCUGCGAAGGGGCCCCCGCAGCAGUGCGGUCCAUCUGCCCCCUGGAGCCCGAGCACCCUGCGCACCCCACAGCCACGCGGCUGGUGCAGGCCAUCUCCAGCGAGUCCGUGCAGGGGGACCCCGGGGCCGCCGUCAGCCCGGAGGGGGACACGCUGGCCCAGCCCGAGAUCCCGGGGCUCUGGGACGAGGAGGAGCGGCCACACCAGGCGCCCAGGGAGGAGGCCGAGCGGGAGCGCGUGGGCGGCGCGGCACUGGACGGGGCGCUGCUGGCCCGCACCACGGAGCGGCCGCGCCACGGGCUGGUCCGCCGGCAGCCGGCGUCGGGGCACGAGUUCCGCGGGCACCCCUUCAGCAGCAAGCCCGGCCUCCUCCACUUCAAGGACUUUGACGUUGGCAAGGUGUACAAGAAGAAGAUCACGCUGGUCAACGCCACCUGCACCAUCAACUUCUGCAAGCUGGUGGGCGUGGAGGAGCACCUGCGGGAUUUCGUCCGCGUCGACUUCAACCCGCCUGGUCUGCUGUCGGCCGGGAUGUCCUGUGACGUGCUCGUCACCUUCAAGCCUAUGGUAAAUAAAGAUCUGGAAGGAAGCGUCUCGUUUCUGGCUCAGACGGGUGAAUUUUCUGUUCCACUGAAAUGCUCAACAAAGAAAUGUUGUCUAUCCUUGGACAAGAAGCUCAUUGACUUUGGCAGCUACGUGGUGGGGCAAACGGCAUCCCGGACCGUCACGCUGACCAACGCUGGGGGCCUGGGCACCAGGUUUAAGUUCCUGCCCACUUCAGAGGCCUGGGAGCAGGAACCCUCCGCUUCCGUGCUGAAGACGGGCAGCUUCCUCAUCUACGAAGACAAAGGCCUGUAUGAGAAGGUCGUCCCGAGCCUCUCUGAUCAGCAGCCGGAGGGCACCAAGUCCUCCCUCACGGACGGCCAGAGCCAGAGGGAGCCCGGGAAGCCGGGCAGCCGGGACCUGGGGGAGGGCCUUCCUGCGGAGCCAGAGAGAACAAUCUUGACCCCCGUCACGGAGAUGCCACCCUGUGAGGAGCAGACGGAGAUCACACUGGGGGAGAUAACAGAGGGUGACAUUGCCCCCUUCGCCUCCAUCAGAGUGCCCAUCAUCUUCACACCGGUCAUCCCCGGGGAGGUCCAAGCCAAUUUCAAAGUCACGUUUAAGAAUCAGCAGUGCCCGACAUUGUAUUUCAGAGCCACCGGCGUUGCCAUCGACGUGCCCGUCUGGGUGCCGAAGUCGAAUGUGGACCUGAAGAUCUGUAUGUACGACCGGCUGUACCAGGACUCCAUUCUCGUCCACUCGCGGUCGAAAGCCGCCCUGCGCCUCAAGUUCGAAGUGUGCAAGGAGCUGCGGGGCCACAUGGAGCUCCUGCCCCAGACAGGCUAUGUCCAGGCCAUGUCCUCGUACUCGGUGCAGCUCAAGUUCAAGCCCCGGCACUCCCUCCCGGAAGACGCAGGAAAAUACUUUGACAAAGAAGGGAGAGUUCUGGAGGCCCCAAUGGCGAUCUGGGUGGCUGACCAGGUGAAGCCGGUGGGGUUCACGGUCCACGCCAUCGUCACCACCUCGGACUUGGAGCUCAGCCCCUCGGAGGUGGACUUCGGCCACUGCACCAUCUACGAGGCCGUCAGGACCCAGGUCACCCUCCGCAACCACUCCCUCCUGCCCCAGGAGUUCGGGUUCGUCGGCCUCCCCAAGUUCGUGGACAUUCAGCCCAGCGACGGCUUUGGGACGGUUCAGCCGCUGGAGAGCCUGCUGCUGGAUGUGCUCUUCCAGCCGCCCAAGGCCGGGGCGUACAGCUUCGAGCUGGUCUGCAAGUCGGAGAUCAACCGACCCCCCUCUGCUCUCUGCAGGCAGUUCAAGGUGUCCUGCCGGGCCGUGGGGGUCCACCCACCCCUGGAGCUGUCCCAACACCAGAUCAAGUUUAGGGCCACUGCCCUGUACGACACGUCAGUGGCCACCCUGUAUGUGGUCAAUUCCCACAUAAGCACCAACGCCCUGACCCACUCGGUGCCGCGCAUCGGCGCGGGGGGUGCCAGCCCCGUGGGGCCCACCUCCUUCGAGUUCCUGCUGCCCCCGGGUGCGCCCCUCACCAUCUCCCCCUCUGUGGGCACGCUGCUGCCAGGAAAGAGAUGCCUGGUCCAGGUGGCCUUCCGGCCCGUGCUGCCCGAAGAGGAGGUCUGCAGGGAAGCUCUGCAGGCUCUGAGCAGAGAAGCCGAGAACAAGUUCCACAAGGACACGGCCACCCAGAGGAGGGACCUGCGGAGACAGUCCAACCCGAUGCGGCUGCCCAACCGAGAGCGGCUGUUCCGGACCUCCAGCUCCCAGGACUCAGAGCUGCAGAGGCAGGAGCUCAAUGCCAGCUGCAACGAGCGCCAGGUGGCCCAGGCGGCCCUCGCCAGAGCUUUUGGGGGAAAGUUUGACAAGUUUGUGGUCCCAUGUGUCGUUGCUACUGGUGACAUCAAAGACGAGAAGGAAACGGAGCCCAUGAGCUUCAGCCCCCACAACACCCUGUACCUGGAGCUGUGGUGUCCGGCGGUGGCACCGUCCCUCGUGGUGCUGUCCGACAAGGGCAAGACCUCCUUCAACUUCGGAGAUGUUGCCGUAGGCCACCGCGGCUUAAAGAAGGUCUCGAUCCAGAACAUCUGCCCCGAGGACCUCACUGUGGAGUUCUCCCUGCUGAACCCCAAUGGCCCCUUCGUCCUGCUGAACCCCUUCAGCCGGCUGCAGGCGGGCGAGGUCCAGGUCCUGGUGCUGUGCUUCUCCCCCCAGGAGAGCGUCCGGGCCCAAGAGACGCUGGACGUCGUCAGCAAGAGAGGCACGCUCACGCUCACCCUCGUGGGCACCGGCCUGGCGUCCACGGUGACCUGCUCCAUCGAAGGGGGCGUCCUGGACAUGGGCUACGUCAUCGCCAGAGAGUCCGUCUCCGCCACUUUCAAGCUGCAGAACAGCUCGGCGCUCCCCACCAAGUUCUCCAUGAGGCUGGACAGCCUCGCCCCCCGCAGGGGCCGCGACCAGCCGCUGCCGCAGUUCCUCGCCUCGCGCGCCCCGAGGACCGACUCGGUCGGGACGCAGAACUACAACGGCCAGAGCGUCUUCAGCGUCGUCCCCAUCGAGGGCGUCAUCGACCCCGGGCGGGCGCAGGACUUCACCGUGACCUUCAGCCCGGACCACGAGAGCCUGUACUUCUCCGACCGGCUCCAGGUGCUGCUGUUCGACAAGAAAGUUUCCCACCAGAUCCUCCUGAAGGGCGCUGCCCGCGAGCACAUGAUGUUCGUGGAGGGCGGAGACCCCCUGGACGUGCCUGUGGAGUCUCUGACCGUGACCCCCGCCUUGGACCCCGAGCGCAGAGAGGAGGCUGAGGAGCUGAAACCCAUCCUGGUGACCCUGGACUAUGUCCAGCUUGACACGGACACACCAGCCCCACCAGCCACUCGGAAGCUGCAGGUGGGCUGCAUUCGCACCACCCAGCUGUCCCCAAAGAAGACAGUCGAGUUCAGCCUGGACAGCACGGUGGCCCUGCAGCAGAAGGGUUUCUCCAUCGAGCCCUCCCGCGGCAUCGUCGAGCGCGGCCAGACUAAGGCCAUCAGCAUCUCCUGGACGCCCACUGCCGACUUCGACCCGGACCACCCGCUCAUGGCGUCAGCCCUGCUGCAGCUCAGGGGGGACGUGAAGGAGACCUACAAAGUUCUCUUUGUGGCCCAGGUGGUGAGCGGCUCCUGAGGCCGCAGGAACCUCUGCACAGAGCCCCUCACAGCCCCCCCAGGCUGUGGGCCAGGGGAACCAUACCAGGGGCCGGGGCCCGGCCAGCUCCUGCUGGGGAGGUUCAAAUGGGCAGCCCCCUUGCAUUGCGCCAUGGCCAGGGUCCCAGGACCCUCCCUCCCAUGACCCCCGUCACAGCUUCCUGCUGCCCUGGACCAAGAGUCUACCUUUGGCCACACAGUUGGAAGAAUCACCAAGGCCUGUCCAGCCCCCAGCCUGCCCCUGGCCGGAGCCCAGUCCCUAGAUCCCCUCCCGCCCACCCCAGACCUGCCAAUAAAUCCUC